Molecule: messenger RNA, 102 nt
Organism: Brugia malayi
Lineage: Eukaryota; Metazoa; Nematoda; Chromadorea; Rhabditida; Onchocercidae
Gene: Bm506
Exons: 1
Source: RefSeq, a predicted model, not a curated record
AGCAAUAACAAUAAUAACGAUAAUGUGUACACGUAUCAUGUAUAUUCGCAUGUUCUUUUUUUGUUAACAUAUCUAAAAUGCUUAUUAAGCUUAUUUAAUUAA